ACAUUUUUGACGGCAAAGUCCCGUCAACUGCACUCGCGAAUCCCAAUAACCAGUUAAAAUCAGAGAUUUCUGCAUAAAGGCCAGGCCACCGCAUUUGCUUUGGCAAUAUAUUUGUUGGAAGAAGAGACGAGCGGCAUUGCACAUCAAAACAAAGCAAUAGUGCACGAGAAUUAAGCAUCUACAGUAAGGAUCCUAUGCAGUCUUCAGAGCUGAUUGCCCCCACUGUCUGUAGGGUUGAGGGCUUUGCACAUGGUAACCUGCGCAGAGCUUCAGUUUCAGGUAGAUUUUCUUUAUUGCAUUCAAAAAAAGGAACAAGUUCUGUUUUCAUUGUGAGAUGAAACUUUGAAGUUUUAUUUAAGCUUUUACUGAUAUUUACUCAAUUGUGCUCAUCUGGACGUGGAUAUGUUUUGAGCUGACAUGUCAGUGAAGUUGGAAAUUUUUAUGUAAGGUGGAGAAAGGAACUGCUUAAUAAACAAACUGAACAGUGAGAAUACAGCCAAAAAGGUUCAGUCUCGUCGUCUUCUUUAAAGAGAAGCUCUUAUCAGUAAUGGAAUACAAGCAAGUGGAGGAUGUUCUGGUAGCUACCUUAAUUUUACUGAAAAGAACUUAAACAAUUUGAGAAGAGCAAAAAUAUAGAAGUAGAUAAACUAGAACUUGUUGCGGACCUCAGACAUGAAGGUUUAGAAGAUUUGCAUGGAAGCAAUGAAAAUGAUCAUUCUAUGAUGUCUGUAUCUAUUUGUUCAUUGGAGAAACCUUUUUGUGAAGAUAGGUCCUUGAUGGACUUUGCAUGCAAUGAGAAAGUUACAGAUUUGGAAAUGGCAACUCAAAGUUUGGCAGCUCAAAAAGGUUCUCAAUCUAAAGGAAACCAACUUAUCAAUCUCAAAUUGCAGAAUUUAUCAAAGUCCAUUAUUGCACAAUACCCAGGUAAUUAUAGUUUUGUACAAGCAAUACGACCCUUUGAUGAUGAUGGUUUUGGUUAUGAGAGUGGUCAUGACAGUGGCAGUAGCUCUAGUUUUGAGUUUCACAAAGGGAAUAGGGCGUUUCACAGGUCAGUUUUGGGAUCAUUUUCAAAAUCAGUCCCUUCUAAAUGGGAUGAUGCAGAGAAGUGGCUGGUAAGUCAUUCUUGUGCAAAUGAUCAUGACAAAAAGAAGUCAAAACCUCCUGCAGCAGGUCUGUUCCAAGCUAUUUCCACACAGUCUUCAAGAAAAGGGUUUGCUGCCAAUCAACUGGGGCACCGAAUGAGUAUUACAAAGGGUGUAUCAUCAAAUGCUUCAGUGGUGUUGGCAGACCAUGUGACUGUUGAGGAGGGUUUGUAUCAGGAUGAAGGGGAAACAAAGAAGAUUGAUUCAGAGUUUGACUUUAUGCACACAACCUCACACACUAAGUCAGUAAAUUCAAAGGAUUUUUUAGAUUGCCAUCCUUCAGAGGAUGCUUUCAGUCGAAAUCCACAUUAUCAGAAAGAAGUCAAGGAUGAUGAAGCAUUUUUAAAGACUUCACUUCAAAGUCUAAAACCUAUUGCGGAUCCAGCUAUUGUUUCUAGCAAGCAUGUUUCUAUGAGAGACAUGGGAACGGAGAUGACCCCAAUUGCUAGUCAAGAUCCCUCAAGAACUGGAACUCCUAUAAGAGCCACUACACCCGUGAUACAGAGUCCUCUUACUUCUCAACCAUCUACUCCAGGAAGAGGUGCAUCGGAGACUCUACUAAUGGAAGUGGCAGAAAGUGAACUCGGGCAUAGAGAGAAAGGAAGAACCAUGUUUAUGGGUAUAGACUUCCAAACAAAGGACGGGCAGGAAAUUAUGCUCCCUGGAGCACAUCUGGAGAAAGCUGAUGUUGUAGACUGGGCUAGUAAAGAGGAAGAGGAGAGUGAUGCAUCAAAAUCACUUAAGAAUAUAGAUUUGGAACAAGCUAAGAGGUACAUAUGGGAAACUCGAGCAACAGCAUGGCAAGAGGCCGAACAAGCAAAAUAUACAGCCAGGUACAAAGAAGAAGCAGCUAAAAUUCAAGCCUGGGAAAAUCAUCAGAAAGCAAAAGCUGAAUCUGAAAUGAUGAGAGUAGAGGUAAAAGUGGAAAGGAUGAAAUCUCAUGCCCAUGAGAAACUAUUAUACAAGUUGGCAGCAUCACAACAACAUGCAGAACAGAAACGUGCAACUGCAAAGGCCAGACAAGAUGGGCAGGCAGCUAAAAUCACAGAGCGAGCGGAUUACAUCCGUAGAACAGGACGGAUGCCUAUCCCUUUCUUUUGUUGUACCUUUUGUUUCUAGAAGACAUUUUUUUGCAUCUUUUUAUUUUAAAAUCAUUUUAACCCCUAUAGAUCCAAGCAAGAUUUGCUGUCAAACAUUAAUGGCAUUCCCUCCCUGUUUUCAUGCCUUCAAUUUGAUUGUAAUAUACACCUAGCAUAUGCAUAUUUGCGAGGCCUAAUAUGACUUAUUAAUAUUAUCUCAGUUUCUGUA
Molecule: messenger RNA, 2450 nt
Organism: Cryptomeria japonica (Japanese cedar)
Lineage: Eukaryota; Viridiplantae; Streptophyta; Pinopsida; Cupressales; Cupressaceae
Exons: 8
Coding region: 720-2261 (513 amino acids)
Source: RefSeq, a predicted model, not a curated record